Molecule: messenger RNA, 1863 nt
Organism: Pyrus x bretschneideri (Chinese white pear)
Lineage: Eukaryota; Viridiplantae; Streptophyta; Magnoliopsida; Rosales; Rosaceae
Product: solute carrier family 35 member F1
Exons: 11
Coding region: 341-1393 (350 amino acids)
Biological process (GO): transmembrane transport
Cellular component (GO): membrane
Molecular function (GO): transmembrane transporter activity
Source: RefSeq, a predicted model, not a curated record
CUGUGAUUCGGGUAAAACCUCGAUUUCACAGUCCCUUUCGUCCAUCCAUAUUCAUUGUAUUAUCUUUCGUUUUUCCCCAAGGCUCAAGGCCCCUUCCCAUUGCGUUCUUGAGUCGUACGCAAACACAAAAUCCACCAUUAGUAUUUGGGUUUUCGAAAUUCAGUAAAUUGUCAUCCUUUAAACGCCAUUUACACUCAAAAGGGUGGAGCUUCUGCAAAUGGGUCUCUGACUCUCUGAGUUUUUAGCUUUUUCACUCUACUGUUCGACACAUUUAGCUCGUCAGUGUGUUGGGUUCUUGUAAAGCCUUUGAAUUUGGGUUUUUCUCGGAUUGACGGCAAAUAUGAUGAGGUUUAAAGAUUUUUGGGUAAAGAAGACACUGGUGGGUCUUGGGUUGGGCCAGUUUCUCUCGCUUUUGAUCACUUCUACAGGCUUUUCAUCAUCCGAGCUUGCCAAAAAAGGAAUUAAUGUUCCUACUUCACAGUCUUUUCUGAACUAUGUGCUCUUGGCAAUUGUAUAUGGAGGUAUCAUGCUUUACCGAAGGAAGCCACUUAAGGCUAAAUGGUAUUACUAUGUGCUUCUGGGAAUAGUGGACGUGGAGGCAAAUUUUCUAGUGGUGAAGGCUUAUCAAUACACAUCUAUAACAAGCGUAAUGCUGCUGGAUUGUUGGUCUAUCCCAUGCGUUAUGCUUCUUACUUGGCUUUUCUUAAAAACAAAAUAUAGAUUCGCGAAGAUAACUGGUGUGGUGGUUUGUGUUGCUGGGCUAGUCAUGGUUGUUUUUUCAGAUGUUCAUGCAGGUGAUCGAGCAGGAGGGAGCAAGCCCAGUGUAGGAGAUGCCCUAGUAAUUGCUGGUGCUACGCUGUAUGCUGUCAGUAAUGUCAGUGAGGAGUUUCUAGUAAAGAAUGCCGACAGGGUUGAACUUAUGUCCAUGCUGGGCUUGUUUGGUGCCUUCGUCAGUGCUAUCCAAAUGAGCAUACUGGAGCGCCAUGAGCUCAAAUCCAUUCACUGGUCGUCUGGGGCAGUACUUCCUUUUGUUGGAUUUUCAGUGGCUAUGUUCCUAUUUUACUCAUUUGUCCCAGUCUUACUGAAGGCUAAUGGAUCCACAAUGUUAAACCUCUCGUUGCUGACCUCAGACAUGUGGGCAGUCUUAAUUCGCAUUUUUGCAUACCAUGAGAAGGUUGAUUGGAUGUACUUCGUGGCCUUUGCUGGCGUUUGUGUUGGGCUUGUUAUUUAUUCAGGGGGUGAAGAAGAGGAUCAACGCUGUGCUGAUGUUGCGGAUGAAGAUGCAGUGCAAAGCAAACAUUUUGACGAGGAAGCUGGUCCAGUAGGUCGAGGAACAGGGGCCGGGACCUCAAAAUCUGGGGAUAGCAGCAGGCAUGAAACAUGUUACUGGUAGCAGUACAGAAAGGGAAGUAGCUGACAACAAGAGCAUAGGAAAAUAUGUACAAGGGAGGAAAUCAUGAAGAAAAGUUUUCUUACUCUAAACUCAAGAGGCUAUAUCAACAUCGGUGACAAGAGACGACUGGCGACCGCCGCGGUUAAGGAAGUAAUGUUGGCUUCAUUGCAUUGCUAUUUAAACAAAAACUUGAACAAUGGAUGUUUGAGGGUUGAAAAUUGUAAAUGUAUAAAUUUUUUUUCUUUCUUUGACAAACGAUAGGAUAAUCCAUACUAAAUUACCGAGAGGCGGAUUCGAACAAGUCUGGAAGUUUUAGCUGGUCAUUCGACGUAUGGUGUCGAAUUGAUCAUUAGCUUGUAAGGCAAGGAAGUCGUACCGCCAAGCGUGUUCGUACUGCCUGCAUUAAAAUUUCUUGUUUAAUGUCACAAUGCCAUUGGAAGGAAGGUGAUCAAUAAUUUACCAAAUGUUAA